UCUCUCUCUCUCUCUCUCUCUCCAGUGUUGCUCUACAGUGACUACACCUCCGCCAUUGUUGGCCUUCGCGUGUUGCAUCAAAACUAGAAGAAGCGAAGAACUAAUUCUUAAUGGGUCGGCAUCCCGAGGUUCUAUGGGCGCAGAGGUCGGGAAAGGUAUACCUGACCGUAUCUCUGCCGGACGCCAAGGACAUUUCGGUAAAAUGUGAAGCUGAGGGAUUCUUCAGUUUCUCUGCGGUUGGGGUUUGUGGAGAGCCCUUCAAUUUCACUCUCCAAUUCUAUGGCAAUAUUGCCCCUCAGGGAUGUAAGACGAAGACUGGUUUAAGGAACAUACUGUGCUCUAUCGAGAAAGAGGAGAAAGGAUGGUGGAAAAGACUACUGAGAUCUGAAGAAAAGCCUGCUCCGUACAUUAAGGUUGAUUGGAAUAAAUGGUGCGAUGAGGAUGACGAAGAAUCGGACUCAAACGUGGGUUCUGAUGAUGAUGAUAUUGUGUACACUGGUGAAAAUGAAGACAGCAGUGGUGACGAAGGGAUGCUUUAUCUGCCUGAUUUGGAGAAAGUUAGAGGUAAAUAAAGAAGAUCAAGUGCAAAUAACAUGGAAGUAGCAUCUUUUGAAACCAUGUCACACAUAUGAUUCUUCGUGUUUCUGUUUAGAUUCGAUCUAUUAAUAUUACAAUGGAUUCAUCCUAAGAAAUUAGUAGGCUAGCUUCUCAAUUUAGAGAUCACAUUAUUGUAUAGACUUUGAUCUCAAUCGUAACGAAAACAAUGCUUUUACGUUGGAUGAAGUACAAUUUUUAUAUCCACUAUCUAAAUAAUAUUUUCGGAUCGUGUGUUGCUAUUUU
This is a messenger RNA of Erythranthe guttata (spotted monkey flower), 840 nucleotides long. RefSeq names its product HSP20-like chaperones superfamily protein. NCBI's taxonomy places the organism in Eukaryota, Viridiplantae, Streptophyta, Magnoliopsida, Lamiales, Phrymaceae. Gene Ontology annotation, cellular component: cytosol; nucleus. The record is from RefSeq and is a predicted model, not a curated record. Gene Ontology annotation, molecular function: Hsp90 protein binding; protein-folding chaperone binding. Gene Ontology annotation, biological process: protein folding; chaperone-mediated protein complex assembly.